Peromyscus maniculatus bairdii (prairie deer mouse) is the source of this 1726-nucleotide messenger RNA. The record is from RefSeq and is a predicted model, not a curated record. NCBI's taxonomy places the organism in Eukaryota, Metazoa, Chordata, Mammalia, Rodentia, Cricetidae.
CACAAUAAAGCCAGGAUCCUAGUGAUCAUGUGGCCACUCAGGCUGGGGCUGGCUGGAGGGCUUCAGCACAGCCCACACCAGCUCUCACCUAGAUUCUGGGUGCUGGUUUGAAGUCAUGAAACGCCAUCUCAAGGAGAGCAGGAGAGAACAGUCACCAAUCAGUGGGACCACUAUCAGCAUGGCCAGCCCAGAGUCCACAGAGGAGAGCGCAGAAGUGUGCUGGCCAGGUGGGACCAUGAGGAGGAAUGAGUCAUCUCCACGGCCAGGGCCUGCCUUCCUCCCAGAGGACAUCUACUUGGCAGCCCGGACACACGCAGUGCUGGGCUGGAGCAGCUCUCCGUCAUCCCAGUCGUCCUCAGAGUACCAGUCCUAUUCUCCGUACCAGUCCUGGACCUCCAGCAGGUUCGAUGAGCAGCAGGAUGCCCCACCCGAGAGCGUGUGUGCCCUGUACACCCACGUGCAGACCGUGCGCGGCGUGGCAGUGGCUUGGGAGACUGACGAUGGCUUUGAGCCAGUCACCAGGAAGCCCCUCAUCCGCGAGGCCGAGUUCAUCAAGCGACAGCGGCGGAAAGGCUCCUCCUUUGAGAUGGCCUCCAAUACAGACCUGCACUGGGAGCUGGAAGCCUGCAAGCACUACUGCCCGCAGGCUGAGGACUCUGUGGACUGCUGCUUGGAGGAGCUGCGAGCACCACCAGACUGGCUGGUCACCACCAACCAUGGCCUUCGCUGCGUGGCCUGCUGCAGAGUCUUCCCCACACUGGAGGCGCUGCUGGAACACGCCCAGCAUGGCAUCCGAGAGGGCUUCAGCUGCCAGAUAUUCUUCGAGGAGAUGCUGGAAAGGAAACGGGCCCGGGAACAAAGGCGGGACCAACAGCCUGUAGAGGAGGAGGAGAGCUCUUCUGACAGUAGUGAAUGUUUCAAGCCCACCACGAAGAUGCUUCCGCAACAGCAGCAGCCACAGCAGCAGCCACAGCAGCAGAAGCCACAGCAGCAGCCACAGCAGCAGAAGCCAGAGCAGCAGCCACAGCAGCAGCCACAGCAGCAGCCACAGCAGAAGCCACAGCAGCAGAAGCCACAGCAGCAGCCACAGCAGCAGCAGCCACAGCAGCAGAAGCCACAGCAGCAGCCACAGCAGCAGCUACAGCAGCAGCCACAGCAGAAGCCACAGCAGCAGCUACAGCAGCAGAAGCCACAGAAGCAGCCACAGCUGCAGAAGCAGCAACAGCAGCAAAAACAACAUCCACAGCAUCCACGUGGGAAGUAGAGAUCGGAGGUGAGGUGCCCACCCUCCCUCCAGCAUCAUGGGUUGCUGCUCCUUUUCCAGCCAUCAGGACCAGAGCCACCAGAGCAGGGGGAGAGGACCAAGGUGGUAGGGGAAGAAAGCCAUCCAUGUGGCAUGUGGAACAGUAAGGUGGGAGGGCUAGGAGCCUUUCCCCAAGGUGCAGCUUUCCACCAGAGUCCGUUUCAGAACCUGAAUUCCAAGAAGAGGUCUUCAAGAGUUCCUGAUGGUGGAUACAAAGUAAGAAACGUGCAAGCAGGUGGCCACAGGGAUUUGCAUUUUUGCUGAAGGAUCAAGAGCAGUCCAUAUCUGCUGCUCAAGCACUCGUGACUCACAGGGAGCCAACUGCAAAUGAAGUUUCGGCCCUAUUUUUUUCAUUGUUAGGCAUCUGUCAUAUGCCCUAAUUCUAUGUCUUAUGUUAUUGGGAUUAAACUUGAAUAAGACAAA